Colletotrichum spaethianum is the source of this 687-nucleotide messenger RNA. RefSeq names its product peroxiredoxin PRX1, mitochondrial. Lineage: Eukaryota; Fungi; Ascomycota; Sordariomycetes; Glomerellales; Glomerellaceae. The record is from RefSeq and is a predicted model, not a curated record. Gene Ontology annotation, cellular component: cytosol; mitochondrion. Gene Ontology annotation, biological process: cell redox homeostasis; cellular oxidant detoxification; cellular response to oxidative stress. Bases 1 to 687 code for a protein of 228 amino acids. Gene Ontology annotation, molecular function: peroxiredoxin activity. The transcript has 2 exons.
AUGGCUGACCAGCGCCCUGCACCCCUCCGCCUCGGCACCGUUGCCCCCAACUUCAAGGCCGAGACCACCAACGGCCCCAUCGACUUCCACGAGUUCAUCGGCGACAGCUGGGUCGUCCUCUUCUCCCACCCCGAGGACUACACCCCCGUCUGCACCACCGAGCUCGGCGCCUUCGCCAAGCUCGAGCCCGAGUUCUCCAAGCGCGGCGUCAAGCUCAUCGGCCUGUCCGCCAACACCCUCGGCAGCCACGAGGGCUGGAUCAAGGACAUUGACGAGGUCACCGGCUCCAAGGUCUCCUUCCCCAUCAUCGCCGACAAGGAGCGCAAGGUCGCCUACGCCUACGACAUGCUCGACUACCAGGACACCACCAACGUCGACGAGAAGGGCAUCGCCUUCACCAUCCGCUCCGUCUUCAUCAUUGACCCCAAGAAGACCAUCCGCACCAUCCUCUCCUACCCGGCCUCCACCGGCCGCAACUCUGCCGAGGUUCUCCGCAUCGUCGACUCCCUUCAGACUGGCGACAAGCACAAGAUCACAACCCCCAUCAACUGGGUUCCCGGUGACGACGUCAUCGUCCACCCCUCCAUCAAGACCGAGCAGGCCAAGGAGAUCUUCCCCGAGGUCCGCAUCGUCAAGCCCUACCUGCGCUUCACCCCUUUGCCCAAGGACAAGGCCACCGUCGCGUAA